UGAGGGAGGGAGAGAGAGGGAGGAUCCAGCUGCCUGGGAGUUCUCAGCUGCGGCCACCGGGCAGGGAUCCGAGCUGCAGGGGGAGGUGCCAGCCUGGAAUGCUGGCAUCCUUUGGGGGCCUUUGGAGACUGUGGGGGACCAGCCUUCGGGGUGGCAGUGCCCGUGGGUGAGAAGCGAAGGGUGAGAGGGGCAAUCUCUAGCUGCAGCCAUGUUGGGACUGUGGGCAUUGCCGCAGGGAUCUGGGCAUCGGCUUCUGGAGCUGUGCUUGCUGGGCUUCUGCCUGAUCUUACUGGGGGAUGCCAAGAGGCCCCCCAAGACUCCCCCAUGCCCACCCAGCUGUUCCUGUACCCGGGACACUGCCUUCUGCGUUGACUCCAAGGCUGUGCCCAAGAAUCUUCCCACUGAAGUCAUCUCCCUGACACUGGUGAAUGCAGCCUUCUCGGAGAUCCACGAUGGAGCUUUCUCUCAUCUGCCACUUCUUCAGUUCUUGUUACUCAAUUCCAACAAGUUUACUCUGAUCGGAGACAAUGCUUUCAUGGGACUAUCCCACCUACAAUAUCUCUUCAUUGAGAACAAUGACAUCUGGGCACUGUCUAGGUUCACCUUCCGAGGACUCAAGUCUUUGACACACCUCUCACUAGCCAACAAUAAUCUUCAGACACUGCCCAGAGAUGUCUUCCGACCCUUGGACAUCUUGAGUGACUUAGACCUUCGGGGCAACUCAUUGGUCUGUGACUGCAAAGUGAAGUGGUUGGUGGAGUGGUUGGCAAAUACCAAUACUACUGUGGCUCCCAUCUACUGCGCUAGCCCUCCUAGGUUCCAAGAGCACAAGGUGCAGGACCUGCCACUCAGAGAGUUCGACUGUAUCACAACUGAUUUCGUGCUGUACCAGACUCUGCCUUUCCCUGCGGUGUCGGCUGAACCUUUUCUUUAUGCCAGUGAUCUCUACUUGGCCCUGGCCCAGCCCAGUGCCAGUGCCUGUACCAUCCUCAAGUGGGACUAUGUGGAACGGCAGCUUCGUGAUUUUGACCGAAUUCCAGCUCCUUCAGCUGUGCACUGUAAGCCACUGGUGGUGGACGGCCAGCUCUACAUGGUCGCAGCCCAGCUCUUUGGGGGCUCCUACAUUUACCACUGGGAUCCGAACACCACCCGUUUCAACAAGCUUCAGGAUAUCGACCCCGAGAGGGUUCGGAAGCCCAAUGACCUGGAGGCCUUCCGCAUCGAAGGGGACUGGUUCUUUGCCAUAGCAGACAGCUCCAAGGCAGGAGCCACCAGCCUUUACCGCUGGCACCAGAACGGCUUUUACUCCCACCAAGCCCUGCACGCGUGGCACCGGGACACCGACCUGGAGUUCGUGGAUGGCGAGGGCAAGCCCCGGUUGAUUGUUUCCAGCAGCUCCCAGGCUCCCGUCAUCUACCAGUGGAGUAGAGCCCAGAAGCAGUUUGUGGCCCAGGGCGAGGUGUCCCAGGUGCCCGACGCCCAGGCGGUCAAGCAUUUCCGAGCCGGCCGGGACAGCUACCUGUGCCUCAGCCGCUACAUCGGCGACUCGAAGAUCCUGCGCUGGGAGGGCACCCGCUUCUCCGAAGUGCAAGCGCUGCCGUCGCGAGGCUCCCUGGCACUUCAGCCCUUCCUUGUGGGCGAAAGGCGCUACCUGGCCCUAGGCAGCGACUUCUCCUUCACCCAAAUCUAUCAGUGGGACGAAGGCCGGCAGAAGUUCGUGCGCUUCCAGGAGCUGGCAGUACAGGCCCCCCGGGCCUUCUGCUACAUGCCGGCUGGGGACGCCCAGCUGCUGCUGGCUCCUAGUUUCAAGGGGCAGACCCUGGUGUACCGCCACGUUGUGGUGGAUCUUAGUGCCUAGGGAGGAGCCCCGAGCGGAGAUUUUUCUGUAGAAGACACUGGGAGGUCCCUGUAGUCCGUAUGUAACAGUGGGGAGACACAUGUGACCAGUGUUCAUACAUGCAUAUAGAUGUACACCCCAGAAACAUGCAUGUGCACAUAAGAAACACAAGGUAACAUGUGGCCACACGUCUGAUGUACAAGAACCGACCUAAAUAGAACUAUACACAAACACACCUAAACGCAUUCCCAGGCAGAUGCAAAAUGCACACAGAGGUGUGUGCAGGCCCCCCCCCCCCCAAUCUCACUCUCCUGUAUUAACAAGUCCACUUGUCUCCAGCAUCUGCACCCUGAGUGGCUAUCUGUGCUUUUCUCUGGCUCUCCCAGGCUCCCAUACUGAUGCCUCAGAGUAUUUCUUUAACACAGUUAGCAUUUCUGCUCUCAGGUGGCUAAACCCUUCCUUAGCUGUGUCUGAACCCCGACAACUUGUCCCCCCCAGCCCAAGGCAUCCACCCAGUCACACCCAAAGAAACACCCCAGCCUUAGCUUCUGUUCACAUGAGUGUGCAUAGGGACACACACACACACAGAGACUCGCCUACGUAGGGUGUCUGCUUGUCUAGCAGGGCUUCCACUCCAUUCCCUCCCUUGGUUUGCCACAGAGGAAGGACCCAGGAAGCUGCAGUGCCCCAGGGAACCACAGCCCAUUCUGCCUCUGCUCACCCACACAGCUGGGCCCGUUCCCACUGUUAGCCAGGAUCAAGACGAUGGGAACAGCCCCUGUUUGCGCUUGAGCCGCUCCCACUCCCACCAAAAGCAAUAAUAAACCCCAGGCUUUUCCUGGUGCUGCUGGUGCAUCCCCCAGUUCUUUCUGAGAUGCAGGGUCCCCUCCUGCUUGCAGGGGAUGACUAAGAGCCUGGUAGCAGAACACUGAGUCCAUCUUGGCUCAAUACCAAUCUGUCCUCACCCUGGAGCCUGCCCAUCUGUUUAUCCUGAGCUGCCCCGGGCUGGGUCUGUCUUGGGUAAGAGGUGGGGAAGUUGGCAGAUGGGGCAUUUGUAUCUACUUGCCUACAGGCCCCCAGCACCAGAGGGGCCAAGCUAAGCUGGGCAUUUCCUGGGGCUCCUGCAUCUCUAGCCAGAAUGUCUCUCGGGUGCUGUGCCCUUUGGGGAGGGCCAGGUGUGAGUGAACAGCCUAGUGCUACCAGUCUGAAGGUGAGGGCACCCAGGUGAUAAGCUUCUGCUGCCACCUUCUGGGCACUUUGAAUAUGAGAAAACAAGGGGUGGGCUGUGGUAAAAGGAGGGAGGGGGCUGCUGUCUGCUGAGACCCCCCAGAGCCUACAAUAUCAAUGAUCCAGAUGGCUCAGGCGUAAAGCUCGGAUUCACCUUUUUUCCAAUAAAACCCCUCACCUUUC
This is a messenger RNA of Antechinus flavipes (yellow-footed antechinus), 3247 nucleotides long. It is a transcript of the gene LGI3, whose product is annotated as leucine rich repeat LGI family member 3. Gene Ontology annotation, cellular component: synaptic vesicle. NCBI's taxonomy places the organism in Eukaryota, Metazoa, Chordata, Mammalia, Dasyuromorphia, Dasyuridae. Gene Ontology annotation, molecular function: protein binding. The coding region runs from base 209 to 1858 and encodes 549 amino acids. The transcript has 8 exons. Gene Ontology annotation, biological process: regulation of exocytosis. The record is from RefSeq and is a predicted model, not a curated record.